Molecule: messenger RNA, 1887 nt
Organism: Acanthopagrus latus (yellowfin seabream)
Lineage: Eukaryota; Metazoa; Chordata; Actinopteri; Spariformes; Sparidae
Gene: chek1
Product: checkpoint kinase 1
Exons: 14
Coding region: 163-1530 (455 amino acids)
Biological process (GO): microtubule cytoskeleton organization; DNA damage checkpoint signaling; protein phosphorylation
Cellular component (GO): cytoplasm
Molecular function (GO): protein serine/threonine kinase activity; tau-protein kinase activity; ATP binding
Source: RefSeq, a predicted model, not a curated record
AACACGCGAAGAAGAAGUGGGGGCGGAAGUGACGACCAAGGCGGAAGUUGUCGCUAGAGAAAACAACAACGCGCCAAAUUUGUGGCAAAUACAGUGUAGUGACACAUGGAGAAGUUAGUCUAAUCUUUGCGAAUACAUUUGACAAGAGGAAGGCUGUGCAGCAUGGCUGUGCCUUUCGUGCAGGACUGGGACCUCGUUCAGACAUUGGGGGAAGGAGCCUAUGGAGAGGUGAGGCUGCUGGUGAACAGACAGACGGAGGAGGCGGUGGCAGUGAAGGUGAUUGAUACCUCUCAGGCUAAAGAGUGUGCUGAAAAUGUCAAGAAGGAGAUCUGCGUGCACAAGACACUCAACCACACCAACAUCGUGCGUUUCUUUGGCCAUCGGAAGGAAGGUCCGACUGUCUACCUCUUCCUGGAGUACUGCACCGGAGGAGAGCUGUUCGACCGAAUUGAGCCUGAUGUGGGGAUGGCAGAGAAAGAUGCUCACAGAUUUUUCCAGCAGCUAAUAGCAGCAGUGGAAUACCUCCACAGUGUUGGCAUCACCCACAGAGACAUCAAGCCAGAGAACAUUUUGCUGGAUGACAAAGACAACCUGAAGCUUACAGAUUUUGGAUUGGCCACCAUGUUUCGCUUCAAAGGACGAGAGCGUCUUCUGAAUCGACUGUGUGGGACUCUUCCUUACGUGGCUCCGGAGCUUCUCAGCCAAACAGAGUACAAAGCGCAGCCUGCAGAUAUCUGGGCCUGUGGGAUAGUCCUCACUGCCAUGCUGGCUGGAGAGUUGCCUUGGGAUCAGCCCACUGAGAGCUGUCAGGAGUAUUCAGAUUGGCUUCAAAAGAAAACAUACCUACCUCCUUGGAAGAAAAUACAGCCAGUACCUCUUAGUUUGUUGUCCAAAUUACUGCUGGCCAGUCCAGAUGCACGCAUCACCAUUGCAGACAUACAGAAAGACCGCUGGUUCACUCAAGGUGUAAAGCAGCCACCUCUGAGCUCAGGUGGAAACAAACGUCCUCGGUCGGAUGCAGGACUGAUAUCACGGGCCAACAGUGAUGACAGGAUGCAGUUUUCCAGCUCUCAGCCUGAUUUUGCACCAGGUGGCUGGGAAGCCAUGUUGCUAAUUAGCCAAACCGAAGGUCAAGUCAGUUUCUCUCAGCCAACCAAGCCAGAGCACAUGUUGCUGGGUAGUCAGCUGCUGGGCACACCGGGAGCCAGUCAGUCACAAUGGCAGAGAUUAGUGCGGAGAAUGACGCGUUUCUUCACAACCGUGAGUGCUGACGCCUCCCUCACUGCCCUGAACGUUGCCUGUGACGGCCUGGCACUUGGCUUCAAACUUACCUGCAACAAACAGGUGACAGUGAGUACGCUGGACAAACGCAAUAACAAACUCAUCUUCAAAGUCCAUUUGCUUGAGAUGAAUCAGAGAGUUCUGCUGGACUUCAGACUGUCAAAGGGCGAUGGUCUGGAGUUUAAACGUCUCUUUGUGAAAAUAAAACAGAAGCUCGGUGACAUCAUCAGCACGCACAAGAUCACAUAGGGAGCCGCUAGAGACAAGUGCACGCUGCUGUGGACAUGCUGUGCUGAGGACCUGUGUAUAUAUUUAGCUGUUCCACUGAUAUUUUAAAUGUAUUCUUCUGUUCUCUUCAAGUGUGUUGUCUUGGUUUUCUUGCACCUCUUUUCUUGUGGGAACCAGUUUAGUAUUUGAUGUCAGAAGGAUGGACAUUUUAUAAAAACUCUGUCGUCGCUUUUAUAAAGGGUUAGUUAUUAGGUUUGUUAGGUAGGUAUAUGUAGAGACAGUGUAUGUCUGUCCUCGUUCAGCCUUUGAGAAGACUCAUUUGUUCUGAUUAUGUUUACCAUGAAACAGUCUGAAGUCUUGAAUAAAUUAUUAAAAGAG